CCCCGAAAUCCAGUGGAAAAAAUGGCGGACUGGCGGUAACUCCUUGGCAACAACAACACGCUACAAAGCUAGCUCACGUCUACAAACACGGCAGCGAGCCGCGUCUUCUUCCAGGACGCGGCGUCGUCGCGGAGCCCGUGAAAGCAAACGUGAUCCUUUCAGACAGUGUACCGGGUGGCGGUUUGAACGCCGGAAGAAAAAGGCGCACUUUGGUUGAGAAGGGGCCCGUCCGGUUGCUGAUCAUGAACUUCUAACGGUGCUCGCACACUAUCAUAUACCGAGAUUGUUCCGUGUCAUUGGAACAUGAGGAAGCCUGUGCCGCAGAAAGCUAUAGAGUGGAAAGAUGCAAGAAGGAUCAAGCACGCUCGGAGUGGACGUCCCUCCCGGUUGCCCUCCCUCUUCCAAGGCCAUUUCAGUUGGGAGAAGUACCUCAAAGAUACAGGCGCCAGUGCGGCACCUGCUUCAUGCUUCCGUCAGAGCCUGACACCGCCGAUCAAUGAGUUCAAAGCGGGUAUGAAGCUGGAGGCUCAGGACCCGCGCAACACCACCUCCACCUGCAUCGCCACUGUGGUGGGCCUGACGGGCUCGCGGCUCCGCCUGCGCCUGGAUGGCUCAGACAACAAGAAUGACUUCUGGCGCCUGGUGGACUCGUCCGAGAUCCAGCCCAUUGGCAAUUGCGAGAAGAGCGGCGGAAUGCUGCAGCCGCCGCUUGGUUUCCGCCUCAACGCAUCCUCCUGGCCCUUGUUUCUUCUGAAGACACUCAAUGGUGCUGAGAUGGCCCCUCCACGCAUCUUUCACAAGCAGGAGCCCCCCGCUCUGGAGAAGAACGCCUUCCAAGUGGGCAUGAAGCUGGAGGCGGUGGACCGCAAGAACCCUCACUUCAUCUGCCCGGCCACGGUGGGCGCGCUGCGCGGAGUGGAGGUGCAGGUCACCUUUGACGGCUGGCGCGGUGCCUUCGACUACUACUGCCGCUACGACUCGCGCGACAUCUUCCCGGUGGGCUGGUGCGCCCGAACCGGGGACAACCUGCAGCCGCCUGGAACAAAAGCGGUGAUGCCAAGGACGGUAGGGCCGUUAACAGACGGCACCGUGGACAGCUCGGCCGUGCACGCGCCCCCUGCAGUAAGCAAAGCUGCUGGUCAAAGGGGCCGCAAACCCGGCCGCAGGAAAGCCAAGGGCUCCUGGAGUCAAAAAGCCUCAGCACUGCCAAGCAUCCGGACAGACAAAGGCCUGGAGCCUGUUAAGGUGCCCAAGAAACGCGGACCCAAACCAGGGCGGAAGUUGAGCUGGGUGAAGAAAGCCAGCUUCUCGCCGGACGCCACGGCCGGGCCCGGGCGGCCUACGACGGGCCCGGGACGACCCCGUGGGAGGCUCUCAGUCAACUGGGCGCAGAGGUUAGCCCUGCCGCAGACGCAGGACGCGCCCGUCAAGAUUCCAAAGAAAAGAGGCCCAAAGCCUGGCAGCAAGAGAAAACCUCGCCUGGUAGCUAAUCCAGUCCCCACGUCUCCCACCAGCAGCACCCCGGAGCCCGACACCAGCACCGUGCCCCUCGACAACGCCACCAUCCCCAAAUUUGCACUACAGGCCCCUACAGUAUGCGUCUACCUAAACAAGUACAGCAAGGUUGGUCCCCAUUUUGAGCAGCGACGCAUCCGCCAGCUGCCCGACCACUUCGGUCCCGGCCAGGCGUCAUCGGUGCUUCAGCAGUGUGUCCAAGCCUGCGUCGACUCCGCCCACAACCAGGCCACCGUCUUUUCCUGCCUUAAGCCCGGCCAGGGCGGCAAGGUCAUUUCAGCCUUCUUUGAGAAGCAGCAGCACACGCUGACGCUGCCCAUCGCCAGCAGCGUCACCUACGUCCUCCGCUUCCUGGAGAAGCUCUGCCACAACCUACACUGUGACCCGCUUUUCGGCAGUCAGCCUGUGGCCGGAGAAAGUCCGCUCUUCACUACAGACAGGAAAGGUUUGGCAGAGUUGACCACGAAUCCCAGUCGAGGCACCAAGAGGCACCUGCAGGACUCGCACAAAAACCCCCUGGCCAAGAUCUCCCGGGCCGCUGCCAAUUGGCAGUCCGUGGAGAGCAGCGUCGCGGCGGCAAGAUUGGAGCACUUCAAGAUGAGGCCCCUCUCCCCCAGCUCGCAAAAGUUGGGGAGCCGUGUACAGUCGUCAGGAUCGAGUUGUUUUGGGGAAAGCCCCAAGCCCGGCGGUCAGGACCCCAACGUGUGGAGCGUUGACGACGUCAUGCACUACAUCCGAGACAUCGACCCCGUGCUGGCGCCGCACGCUGACCUGUUCAGGAAACAUGAAAUCGAUGGCAAGGCGCUGCUGCUGCUGCGUAGCGACACCAUGAUGAAGUACAUGGGCCUGAAGCUGGGCCCCGCCCUCAAACUCACCUUUCACAUUGACAAGCUAAAACGAGCCUGAGCGCCCGAGGGGCCCCGACGUAUGCAGCUUUUCCUUCCUUCCUUCCAAAGGUCGCCACUGCCCUCCAGGAGCACUCCUGCAUACGUGGGCCGCCAUUUUCGUCCGCCUCAUCCAAUGAGGACGGGACUUGAUUUCAUGUAGCACAACCCAACCCCAAGGCAGUAUGGCGGGUGUAUCUAGUUUCUGCUUUUUGUUUUCUUAUUCCGACAAUUACACUUCAAAUGGGCUUUUUUUAUUUAAUGGCCCGAUUGUACAUUUGACCUUUUGUACUUUAAAUAUGAUGUAAUUUGUUCUUGUGUUGGAGAAUUUGAAAUGAUCAAAUUACUACAUCUGGCAUUCCUUGUCACAAAUGUCUCUUAUGAAGGCACGCACGCACAACCACAACAUCAACGAAAGCCAGACGAAUUAGCAUUUUAUCUCUAAAUGAGAGACUGAUCCUUCAAAAUCUGUUGUUUGUUGCUAUGGAUGUUGUUUACAUCGUCUCAACUUGGUUAUUUGUACUUUUUUUUUUUUUAAAUGUUUUGAUACUAUACUAUUAAUUCCUACAUGAAAAGAACUACCACGUGUUAACAACACUGCUUAUAAAUAUAUGAUGCAACUUUGAA
Messenger RNA from Syngnathus acus (greater pipefish), 3026 nucleotides. RefSeq names its product polycomb protein SCMH1. Gene Ontology annotation, biological process: regulation of DNA-templated transcription. Bases 304 to 2421 code for a protein of 705 amino acids. The transcript has 17 exons. Gene Ontology annotation, molecular function: protein binding. Lineage: Eukaryota; Metazoa; Chordata; Actinopteri; Syngnathiformes; Syngnathidae. The record is from RefSeq and is a predicted model, not a curated record. Gene Ontology annotation, cellular component: nucleus.